CAUCGGGACAUGGUGGUUGUGUUGACGUGUCAGCUGUCGGCUUACAUAGGAGGUUACGGGUGUACAUCAAUGAAAAAUUAAGUAACUUGCAAAAUGUUGACGAAAUUUGAAACAAAGUCAGCUCGUGUGAAAGGCUUGUCGUUUCACCCGAAACGUCCAUGGGUUUUGGCAAGUUUACACAAUGGAGUUAUUCAACUUUGGGAUUACCGCAUGUGCACACUGUUGGACAAGUUUGAUGAGCAUGAUGGGCCUGUUCGUGGAAUUUGUUUCCACAAUCAGCAACCACUUUUUGUGUCUGGUGGAGAUGAUUACAAAAUUAAGGUUUGGAACUACAAACAACGGCGCUGCAUAUUUACCUUACUUGGCCAUUUGGAUUACAUUCGUACUACAAUGUUCCAUCAUGAAUAUCCAUGGAUUCUUAGUGCAUCGGAUGACCAGACUAUCAGAAUCUGGAACUGGCAAAGUCGUACAUGCAUCUGUGUUCUGACUGGUCACAAUCAUUAUGUUAUGUGCGCCCAGUUCCAUCCCAAUGAAGAUAUUGUGGUGUCUGCAUCUUUGGAUCAGACUGUCAGAGUUUGGGAUAUAUCAGGACUCCGCAAGAAGAAUGUUGCUCCUGGCCCUGGUGGUUUAGAUGAACAUCUCAAAAAUCCUACUGCAACAGAUCUAUUUGGCCAAGCAGAUGCUGUAGUAAAGCAUGUUCUGGAAGGUCAUGAUCGAGGUGUGAAUUGGGCUUGUUUCCAUUCAUCAUUGCCAUUGAUUGUGUCAGGGGCUGAUGACCGUCAAAUUAAGUUGUGGAGGAUGAAUGAAGCGAAGGCAUGGGAAGUUGAUACUUGCCGUGGGCAUUACAACAACGUAUCAUGUGUUUUGUUCCAUCCUCGUCACGACUUAAUUUUGUCAAAUUCAGAGGAUAAAAGUAUUCGGGUGUGGGAUGUGACAAAACGCACAUGUUUGCAUACUUUUAGAAGAGAACAUGAGAGAUUUUGGGUCCUGGCUGCUCAUCCCUCACUUAAUUUAUUUGCUGCUGGUCAUGACUCUGGCAUGAUUAUUUUCAAGUUGGAAAGGGAGAGACCAGCGUAUGCUGUUUAUGGAAACUUGCUGUUUUAUGUGAAAGAGCGCCUAUUGAGGCGCCUUGAUUUUACAACUUCCAAAGAUACUGCUGUAAUGCAAUUACGAGGUGGUGGCCGCAGUCCGGUGCACAGCAUGUCCUACAACCCAGCUGAAAAUGCUGUACUCCUUUGCACACGCACAUCAAAUGUUGAGAACAGCUCGUAUGAUCUUUAUACUGUCCCUAAAGAUGUUGAUGGACAGAAUCCAGAUACACCUGAUAGUAAAAGGUCUUCUGGUGUUACUGCCAUUUGGGUAGCAAGAAAUAGAUUUGCUGUAUUAGACCGCACACAUUCUCUCAUGAUUAAAAACUUGAAGAAUGAAGUGACCAAGAAAGUGCAAACACCAAAUUGUGAUGAAAUAUUUUAUGCUGGAACUGGAAUGUUGUUGUUGAGGGAUCCUGAAGGUGUUACCUUAUUUGAUGUCCAGCAGAAACGAACUUUAGCUCAAGUCAAAAUUGCUAAGUGCCGGUAUGUAGUGUGGUCUGUGGAUAUGUCUCAUGUGGCAUUGCUUGCCAAACAUACUGUGAACAUCUGUAGUCGGCGCCUUGAAUCUUUAUGCUCUAUUCAUGAGAACACUCGUGUAAAAUCUGGUGCAUGGGAUGAUUCUGGUGUUUUUAUUUACACCACCAGUAAUCAUAUCAAAUAUGCUAUCUCGAAUGGAGAUCAUGGCAUUAUUCGCACAUUGGAUCUGCCAAUUUAUGUCACUCGUGUGAAAGGAAACAUGGUGUUUUGCUUGGAUCGUGAAUGCAAGCCUCGCAUUCUGAACAUAGACCCAACUGAAUAUCGUUUCAAGUUGGCACUUAUUAAUAGGAAAUACGAUGAGGUUCUGCAUAUGGUAAGAAAUGCUCGCCUUGUGGGACAGUCCAUAAUAGCGUAUCUACAACAGAAAGGGUACCCUGAAGUGGCUCUGCACUUCGUCAAAGAAGAGAAGACCCGGUUUGGAUUGGCCUUGGAGUGUGGAAAUAUUGAAGCGGCCCUAGAAGCAGCUCGUGCACUUGACGAUAAGCAGUGCUGGGAGCGUUUGGGCCAAGCAGCUUUGAUGCAAGGCAACCAUCAGGUUGUUGAAAUGUGUUACCAGAGAACUAAGAAUUUCGACAAACUCUCAUUCCUGUAUCUUAUUACUGGGAAUUUGGAGAAGCUCCGUAAAAUGACCAAAAUAGCAGAAAUUCGGAAAGAUAUGUCUGGUCAGUACCAAGGAGCAUUAUUACUGGGAAAUGUUGCCGAGAGAGUGAGAAUUUUGAAGAGUUGUGAACAACGCUCACUAGCAUAUUUGCUAGCUGCUACUCAUGGUUUGAAUGAAGAAGCAGAGAACAUUAGAUCAGAAAUGGAUCCUAACAAAGACCAAGUUCCUACUGUGAACAAUGAUGCUGUUUUGUUGAAACCUCCUGUUCCCAUUCUUCAGGCAGAAACAAACUGGCCACUCCUUACAGUAUCCAAGGGAUUCUUUGAAGGUGCUGCAGUUUCACGAAGUAAGAAUGGAUCAAUUGCAAUUCUCUCACCAGAUGUUAUUGAUGAUUCUGGAGCAGAUGGUUGGGGAGCAGAUGCAGAACUUGGUCUUGACGACGAAGGGCUGGGAGGUGAUGCUGAACCAGAAACUGGUGGUGGGGAUGCUGAUGAAGGAGGUGGUUGGGAUGUUGGUGAUGAAGAUUUGGAUCUUCCUCCGGAACUUGAAGCUGCUGCCGCACAAGGAGGAGGUGAAGGGUAUUUCGUCCCUCCUACUAAAGGAACAUCACAAGCUAGAGUAUGGGUGACCAAUUCUCAACUUGUUGUGGAUCAUGUAUUAGCAGGAUCAUUUGAAUCUGCAUUUAGACUACUUCAUGAUCAAGUUGGUGUCGUUGAAUUUUCUCACUACCGUCCCAUCUUCUUGAGCACAUUUGCUCGUGCCCGGACAUCAUUUUCUGCAUUGCCAUCAUUGCCUUCCUUGUAUGGUUAUCCACACAGAAAUUGGAAAGAUGCUGGGCCAAAAGGUGGCCGCCCUGCUGUAGGGUUGAAACUUGGAGACCUUGUACAAAGACUGCAGGUUUGUUAUCAGUUGACCACUGGUGGGAAGUUUACAGAGGCUAUUGCCAAGUUGCACAGUUUACUGCUGAAUAUUCCAUUACUUGUAGUGGAGACUAGGCAAGAAAUUGCUGAAGCCCAGCAACUUAUGCAAAUUUGCAAGGAAUAUAUUCUUGGUCUAAAAAUGGAAACGGCCAGGAAAGAACUUCCAAAAUCAACGUUGGAAGAACAGAAGCGUCUGUGUGAAAUGGCAGCUUACUUCACACAUUGCAAUUUACAACCUGUUCAUCAAAUUCUUACACUUCGAACAGCUUUGAAUCUGUUUUUCAAGUUGAAAAACUACAAAACUGCAGCUUCCUUUGCUAGGCGGCUCUUGGAACUUGGACCUCGCCCUGAAGUGGCCCAGCAAGCUCGCAAGAUAUUGCAGGCCUGUGACAAAAAUCCAGUUGAUGAACAUCAGUUGCAGUAUGAUGAACACAAUCCUUUCUCGUUAUGUGCCAGAACAUUCCGCCCUAUAUACCGCGGUAAACCAGAAGAAAAAUGUCCACUUUGCGGAGCCAGUUAUCUACCUCAAUUUAAGGACACAGUCUGCACUAUUUGUGAUGUUUCUCAAGUUGGAAAAGAUACAAUAGGCCUUCGCAUUAGCAUUCUCCAAUUUCGCUCUAAACUGAUACCUCCUGUAUAUUCUUGGUUGAUACCCCCCCUCUUUCUCCCCCCCCCCAAUUGUUCUAUUGAAAACAAUUGUUUGAGAGAUCUUCAUCUCUCAUUUCAACUCAAAGAUUUUGUCUCCAAAAACAGAGAGGGUGUGUGCACAAUGGUAUAUAAAAUUUGAAAUAUACAUAUAACGUAAUAAGAAUUUGACUGUCAGUACAUUUGACAUGUACACACUAUCAUGCAAAUAUUGUUGGAAUGCCUAAUGAGUAGUUUGCUCAAGAAAUGGAUAUCAGUGAGAGAAAAAAUAACUAGUAAUAAAUAGAAGGAAAAAAAGUGGUAGAAGCUUACUCCUGCUGCAAUGUUUUGUGACAGACAAAAAAUAAGUGUUGUGCCUUGUUUGUGCAGAAACAUGUUUUUGGAGUGUUUACCCACCUAAAAUGCAUUUGGGGAAGGGGUAAGACUUCUAUAGAGAUUAUUAUUUGCUCAUUUCAAGAUAAGUUUGGUGCUAUUUUUCAACUAAUCCUUGAUCGAUGUGAGGGAGCUAGAAAAAACAUGUUUUGGGGGGUUAUUGAGGUACCUGCAGUGAUAAACCGCUAGAAAUUGCCAUACUGCCCUUCAAGCAAUUGUUAUGGCUUGAUUCAUCAGAAUGAGGAAUAUUUAUCUCAUUUUGUAAUGAAACAGGAU
This is a messenger RNA of Gryllus bimaculatus (two-spotted cricket), 4442 nucleotides long. NCBI's taxonomy places the organism in Eukaryota, Metazoa, Arthropoda, Insecta, Orthoptera, Gryllidae. The record is from the annotation of a GenBank genome assembly.